Messenger RNA from Formica exsecta, 1955 nucleotides. Its product is annotated as elongation of very long chain fatty acids protein 4-like. Gene Ontology annotation, molecular function: fatty acid elongase activity. The record is from RefSeq and is a predicted model, not a curated record. Gene Ontology annotation, cellular component: endoplasmic reticulum membrane. The coding region runs from base 290 to 1081 and encodes 263 amino acids. The transcript is spliced from 4 exons. Lineage: Eukaryota; Metazoa; Arthropoda; Insecta; Hymenoptera; Formicidae. Gene Ontology annotation, biological process: very long-chain fatty acid biosynthetic process; fatty acid elongation, saturated fatty acid; fatty acid elongation, monounsaturated fatty acid.
UACAACGAUUGACGUUACGAGAUUACAUUAUAGGAACAUUAUAUUCUUGCAUGUGAAAUCAAGUGCAAAGUACAUGAUAGUACAGGAUAUAAAUACAAUGAAAUGAAAAUUGCGUGCUAGAUGACUGUACGUACUACAUGGUUAUGCAUCAUCGAUUUUGAUCAUUAAAUCUUUCCCAUAUAAAUUAAUAAAUGAUACUAAUCAAAUAACACAGUGACAUUUUAUCAUAAAACAAAAUUUAACAGACAAGAUUUUAAAACAAAGUUCGACAAACAAAAUCGCCAAUCUAAUGGAUCUCUUGCAAGAAGUUCAACAUUUAUGGACAAAACAGCUUGAUCCACGAGUAGUCGAUUUGCCUUUAAUUCAAUCUUCUUAUCAUGUGCCACUUAUAAUAUUUGCGUAUCUGUAUUUCGUGCUCAAGUGUGGGCCUCGAUUUAUGAAGAAUAGGGGACCAUAUUCACUAAAAACGUUUAUGAAGUUGUACAAUAUUAUUCAAAUUGUGGCAAACGCUUGGUUGGUUUACGAUCACAUCGAUGCCGGUUUGUUCACAAAUUCAAAAUUAAUAUGUCCCUCAGUUUUGGAUUAUUCCUACGAUUAUACUCCAAUGAGGUUAAGUAGGAGUGCAUAUUAUUAUUUUCUCUUGAAAAUCUUGGAUUACGUCGAAACAGGCAUAUUCGUAUUAAGGAAGAAAAAUAAUCAAGUGUCUGGUUUGCAUUUAUACCAUCAUGUAUCUACCUUGUUUCUGGCAUGGUUAGGUGUAAGAUAUGUCGCUAUUGCUCUUUUAUCAUUGAGCUGCAUGAUAAACAGUUUCAUACAUAUGAUAAUGUACACCUACUACUUCCUAGCAGCUUGCGGGCCAAACGUUCAAAAAGUUGUAGCAUCUAUGAAACAGUGGAUAACUAAAGCACAAAUGGUGCAAUUCGUCAUAUUGAUACUGUAUGCCUUGCAGUCAUUUCUGCCAGGUUGCAAGAUAGCGGAGCAUUGGGAAAUGAUAAUAUACAUCGGAAAUAUAAUGAUGAAUUUCUAUUUGUUUUAUAAUUUCUAUCAAAAGUCAUACAAUAAACCUAAGAGAAAGAUCUAAUAGAUAGUAAGAGAACUAAUAGAUAGAUAUAUGCAAAGCCGAAAAGUGUCAAUUAUUGUUUGUAUACAAUCGAAUGUUUGUAUCGUAAAUCGGAAUCAAAAAACAUUUUAUUUUUUGCUCGUUUUCUCACUUUAACGUCAUCAUACGAUAAAUGUAGGUAAUAAAAAGAGCAGUGCAAAGCACGAAGUUUAUUUUAGCGGUAUAUAAUUCACAAUACGAACAAAUUUAUAAAAACAAAAAAUGCAUUAUACGAAGGAAAUAAAAGGCAAUCAAGAGCCAGCGCGGUAAUUUGUGCACAUAUGUUUUAUUACAAUCAAAUUACAUUGAUAUUUUGAUUGUGAUAGACAAAAUUCGCAUGAAUUUUAUGUGCACUUAUACAUGUAGUUUAGUGAAAUAAAUAGAUCAAAUUAACUAAUAUCCGUGUGUAACUUUUGCCUUCUGUACAACAUGAGUGACUCACUCAAGUUUGGUAUAAUUAUAUUGCCAGUUAUUUUUUAAUGUAAUAUAUUUUAUCAGACUGUCUCUUUCUGUCUCGAAAUUACAUUAUACAAUAUUUACCAUCUGACAACAUGGACAACAUCUGACUCACUUUUGUUCUGCGUAUUAUUACUGUCACAUUUUUGAUAUAAUAUAGUCCAUAUACUUUGUAAUUACGCUGGGAUGGUCCAAAAAAAGGGAGCGAAACGUACGCUUUUUGUGAUUUUGUCUAUCACAUAAUCAAAAUAUCAAUGUAAUUUGAUAGUAAUAAAACAUAUGUGCACAAAUUACCGCGCUGGCUCUUGAUUACCUUUUACUUCCUUUGUAUGAAGAAACAAAUAGAGUAAAGUUUGUAAAUACAGAAAUAAUUUUGGGUAAAUAUAGCGAAUAGGGGACC